This is a messenger RNA of Neolamprologus brichardi, 2866 nucleotides long. NCBI's taxonomy places the organism in Eukaryota, Metazoa, Chordata, Actinopteri, Cichliformes, Cichlidae. The record is from RefSeq and is a predicted model, not a curated record.
GGCAGCUGGAUGUAGGAGCCUCUCUUCUUUAAACUGGGGAUCAAAAUUGGAAUGGUAAACACUAGCUGGGUUCUCUAUUGUGCGUAAAGAGCUCCGCAUCAUGUCCAACAAUGUGUUGAUUAAAACCCUAGAGGGCCUGUGCCUGGAUUCGGGUUAUAUGGCGGAGGAGAACUGCCCGUCACUCAGCCUGUCCUCGGGCAGGUCGGGGCACUCGCAGCCAAAUUUGAACACACCUCACCGGGGUCCUUGCUGGCAGCACGCCGGCUCCCUGUACAGCAGAAACGGUAGCUGGGACACUGUGAGCACGCUGCCGGAGGACGUGAUAGAUAUCCUAACGAAAUGCCCCUUUCUGCCCGAGCUGGAGGAGUAUCCCUGGAUCGAACAGGAGCUGCUGGAAGUUGUGCGUAAAGUUGCCGGCACGCGUGCGUCAUACACGAGGGAAGCGGUCCUCCGGCUCUCUGUCCUGCUCCGGAGAGCUUUGGUGCGCAUCUCCCGGGAGGCUCAGCGGCUGAGUGAGCUGCACAGGCGGUGCACACGGCUGGAAGUGCAGAGCGCAGUGAGGCUGGUGUUGAGUUGGGGUCUCGCAGAGAAGUGCAUCUCAUCUGCUGUGAAGGCGGUGUCCCUGUACUGCAUGAACUCAGGCAACACCGCGCGUCAGCGCGGCAAGUCCUCGCGCUGCGGCCUCACGCUCUCCGUGGGCCGUUUCUUUAGGUGGAUGGUGGAGACGCGGGUGUCGGUUCGUGUGCACGAGUACGCUGCAGUGUGCCUAACAGCCUGUGUCGAAACUUUGGCAGAGGAAGUGGCAGGACGUGGGCUGCAGGCGGCGAGGCUGACCGCGGAAGAGGAGGGAGGGCAUAACGACGGGGUCAUCUGCGGUCCGGUGACCACCGAGCUGCUGGAUGGAGCUGUGAGCAACGACGCAGAGCUGUGGGGGCUGCUGCAGGUCUACGAGCAUCUCAUAUGUGGCAAAAAUGCCAGUGAGCUGUCACUCCCAGCCCACAUCAGCCCAUACACAGAGAGCAGGGAAGAUGCCUACAUCCAGCUGGAGCUGCGGAUGUUGGAGCAGGCGCUCCUUGCCACCUGCGUCGGCAGCAUUGGAGAGCUGAGUGAUCUGGUGUGUCGAGCAAUGCACCACAUGCAGCGUCUAAGAAGUUCGAGUCCCUCCAUCAGCCACUCUUCUUCAGCCAAUCAAAUGCCAGUAUCCUGGGCUCCAGAUGCCCUCCGCACACUCUACUACUUCCUGUCCAGCCCACAGAUGGAAUCACUGGAGAAUCCCAACCUUGACCCUCCAACCAUGACACUGAGCAGAGAGAGGCCAUUCUUGCUCCUCCCUCCUCUCAUGGAGUGGAUCCGUGUUGCCGUGGUGCACAUGUACGCCUCAGCAGCAGGAGAUGAGGCACUAGUGCAGAUGCUCAUUGAAGCCGGAGCUCACCUGGACAUGCAGGUCCCUGGCAGCUCUGCCAGACAUCCGUCUGUUUACCCAGGCAGUCGGCACUGGGUGGCCUUAACAUUUGCUGUACUUCACAGUCACCUGUCCGUGGCUCAGCUGCUUUUGGAGGCCGGUGCAGACGUGGAGGGUGGAGCCUUGCUGGACAGUCAGGAGAGCUCCGCUGAGACACCGCUACAGCUAGCUGCUGCAGCAGGUUACUACGACAUGGUUAGCCUGCUGCUCGCUCACGGAGCAGACCCUCUGAUCAAAGUGCAUCAUGGGAAUUCACCGCUGUAUGAAGACAUGAACUGCUUUAGCUAUGCAGCAGCACAUGGGCACAGAAACAUCCUCAGGAGGCUUCUGCAGCAGCCACAGCACAGGAAGGAGGACAUCCUCUCUCUGGAAGAGAUCCUGGCUGAAGGAGUGGAGGAUGAGGAGGAAGAGGAACUAAAAAUUUCAACACAGCCUCUAGCUCCUGACUCCCCAAGCAUUAUUCCGAGUUUGUGUAAGAACAGGAUGAAGGCCCUGCAGCAGGCAGCCUACUACAGCGCGGAGCACGGCUACCUGGACGUCACCAUGGAGCUCAGAGACAUGGGUGUCCCCUGGAGGCUGCACAUCUGGUUAGAGUCUCUGCUCAGAGCCCAACAGCUGUGUAGGGACGAUGUCAUCAUCUCCCUCCUCACAGAGUUCACCUCUAUCAGGACGGAGGACUACAGCCCCGGGCUUCUCUCCACGGGCAUCCCGCUCAUGUUCAGCAUGUUGGAGACCACCAAGGACUACGUGGUAACAAAGCGUCUGGCGACUGUCUUUUCUCUCUGCUACGGCUCGUCUCCCGUUCCUCCGGUCCCACCUUUGGACGUCACUCUGUCCACACAGCUGGAUACUCAUUUUCUGAACAACAAAGAGAUGUCAGACGUGACAUUCAUGGUGGACGGGCGCCCAUUCUUUGCACACCGAGUGCUGCUGAUGUCUGCGUCAGACAGCUUUCUGUUGCCAGUGGCCACUUUCUACCAGCUCCGAGGUCUGCAAAGACGCUGUGAAAUGUCACUGUCGCAAAGCCUUACUCUGGACAAUGCUGUCAGCAUCUACAAGGCUGCUAAGCACCAUGGAGGAGCUGAACUCUGCAGGUUUUGUGAAGGAUUCUUCCUGCAGAACAUGGAUCAGCUCCUGGACAGGGAGGACUUCCACAGCCUGCUGCUAGGAGGUCUCAGUCAAGAGCUGCUAUACCCAGACGUACGCUGGGAACCAGGGACUUUCCCCCCCGCUUUCGAUGGAUAUUCUUCCCCUCGUACGCCACCUGACUUUUGCCCCCCUACAGAAAAAAACGACCUAGGAGACAGGGACUGGUCUACCUUUAGGCUGAUUCGCCAUGUCGGCCAGCAUGCCCACUUGGUCUACCUGCUCGGUGUUGGAUGCAGACCUCCAGAGGUGGCGUGA